This is a messenger RNA of Hemibagrus wyckioides, 1495 nucleotides long. RefSeq names its product tumor necrosis factor receptor superfamily member 14-like. Gene Ontology annotation, cellular component: external side of plasma membrane. Gene Ontology annotation, molecular function: protein binding. Lineage: Eukaryota; Metazoa; Chordata; Actinopteri; Siluriformes; Bagridae. The transcript is spliced from 7 exons. The record is from RefSeq and is a predicted model, not a curated record. Gene Ontology annotation, biological process: defense response to Gram-positive bacterium; defense response to Gram-negative bacterium; positive regulation of peptidyl-tyrosine phosphorylation. The coding region runs from base 433 to 1098 and encodes 221 amino acids.
CACCAUAGAAUGUUCAGAGUUCUGGGCGUGUGCAUAUUAGAUCUACGUUCCUCAUGACCAGCUUGAUAUUGUUGGACUCCUGCUAUUUGCUGAAUGCAUGGAUUAGCAGUAAACAUCAGUAACAUCAUGACAGGAAGUUUUCUGUUUGACAAAAAAAUUCUUCUCCAACAAAUUUGAAUCCUUGACAAAAAUCGAGAAAGUCUAAUACAGCUUUAAAACAAUUCAUAAUCUGCAUCAGCAAAUAUCUCCAGAAUUGAAAUUUCCAAUUUAACCAGAAUCGGAGUAGGACUACCUACAAUGGGAAACUUGAAACUGAUGACCUGGAAGCAGAUGAACUGAACAGAAAGCAAUGUGGCAGACCAUGAAGAGGGGAGAAAACAUUAUUUUUAUUUUUAUUUUUAUUUUUUGAGCCAUCUUAUCAGCACUUUUGCAAUGGUGUCCAGUUUGGUGCAUAUUUUCUGUGUUGCUGCCAUUUUCUUCCAGAAUAUUGAACUGUGUAUUUGCACUUGUGAACAAGAUGAAUAUGAGAUAAAUGGAGAAUGCUGCCCCAUGUGUUCACCUGGAUACCACAUUGAAAGUCAUUGCACUGAACUCACCGAAACAACCUGUGCGCCAUGUCAAGGAUCAACAUACUCUGCUAAGCCUAAUGGCCUUCCUGUUUGCUCUAAUUGUACAAUGUGCAGUACUGUAAAUAGAUUAAGAGUAAAGACAAAGUGCACAAGGAAUUCAGAUACCGUUUGUGAGCCUCUGGAGGGAUUUUACUGUACUGAUGAACACAGGGGCAGCUGCAGAUAUGCUGUGGAACACAAAAAAUGCACCCCUGGACAAUACAUAAAGCAGAAAGGAACAGCAGUUAAAGAUACUGAAUGUGCAUUGUGUGAAAAUGGUACAUACUCCAAAGGCUCCUUUCAAAUUUGUAAACAACAUACAAAGAGAUUCACUCCAGCAGCUCUAAUAGCUGUCAUCAUAGCUGCAGUGGUGCCUACAGUUUUGACUUUGUUUGGAUUUGCUGCAUUUUAUGAAAUAAGACAUAACACGUCUAUGGAGGCUGCCUCCCUUGACUGCCGACUGGCUCACGCAGUUGUCAGAUAUCAUUAAGCAACGCGCUGCUGACCUAUCCGCUGGGGUCCAGAACAGCUUUCACUCACACCACAUAAAAAGUGGUUUUGCUGUAAAUUCCACCUAGUGUACAUUUAAAGUACUAUAGUAAUACUCUAAUGUAUCUGCUGUAUCAACAGAACAUUUGUUACCACUAAGAACACAGAGGGAAACAGAUUUAACCAAAGCCCUAAGAAAAGUUUUUCCCCUUGUAUUUUACAGUUUCAGUAUUUUUAAACAUUACAUAGCUGAUGCUAAUGUAUUUUAUUUUUAUAUUAAGCAGAUUAAUAGAAUUUUUAUUUUCAGAAUAGUUCUGAAAAUAAAAAGAACAGGAUACGAAAUGCAUGUGUGCAUUUCUGUGUAUGUGAUUGUGUUUAUGUUCUCUCUCUCUCUCUCU